AUGGCGGAAACAGAAGAAGAGGAAGUUCCAGAUCAAUUACUAUUUCUUGAAGAGUUAUAUGUAUCUAGAUGUAAAGAUACACAAGAAGAGCCAACUCGCGAGGAAUUUUUCAGGUUCAGUUCCAAAUUAAAGAACAAAGUAUUCGGACAAUCAAUGAUUUUACGAUCGAUUCAUAUUGGAAGUGCAGCUGCUAAUACUAUUGCAAAAUUCAGUCGAAAUAGAACAGAUUUACGAAAAAUUGAUGUUUAUUGCAACUCUUUAAAGGAUCAAGGUUUAGGAAUUCUAGCACAUUUCAUACAAUUAAACAAAGGAAUUCAAACUCUGAAUAUUGGAUGUAAUGAUAUCUCAGAUAAAUCAGCGAAUCACAUGGCUAACAUGAUUUUGUCAAAUCACUUACUUUCAUUACAAUUAGGAAUCACCGAAAAAGCAGUGCAUGCAAAUACUAUCACUCCUGCAACAUUAUCUAUCCUUGUUGACGCAAUUAUAAAAUCAACAAAUUUCCAAACACUCGGAGUCAGUGGCUGCGAUUUUACAAUGCAUCCCGAAUCUACAUUCCAACCUGUUGAAUCCAUUUUAAUUAAACUCUUGUCUCAGUCUUCUUCAUUGAAAUUUUUAAGUGCGAAUAAUAUCGAUUCAGAAAAGAAGAAAUUAGCUGACGUUCGACCAAUACUUUCGACAGACUUCAUUACAAAUGGAUUAGGAUAUAAUUCUACUCUAAUCAGAUUAGAUCUUAGUUCAAAUUACUUGAAUGCAAGUCCAAAACCAGAAUAUCAGUUUGGCGUUGCAUUUGCUGAUUAUUUGUUAAACCCAACUAAGAAGAAAAACUCAAAUGAACAAGGAGAUUAUCCUCAUUUAUUCUAUAUCGACUUAAGCGAUAAUUGUUUUAUGCCAGAAGUAGCUUUUAAGUUUGCCAAGUUCAUUGAACAAACAAAAUAUCUCGGAUAUCUUGAUUUAAGUGAUAAUGUUGUUGGCGACGAUGGAGCUGAAGCAAUUGCACACGCUCUAGAGAUAAAUCAAACCAUUGUAGAGCUACAUUUAAGGAAUUGCCAGAUAACUACUAAAGGAGGUGUCGCAUUAGUAAAUGCCCUAUAUAAGAAUGAAGUUUUAGCCACUUUGAACUUAUCACAGAACAAGUUAGGUGAUGAAACAGCAUUAGCACUGGCAACUGUUCUUAGUUCUAACAAAACAAUUUCAUCAUUAAAUCUUUCAACGGCAAUGAUCACAGAUAAAGGCGGAAGAGCAAUUGCAGAAGCAUCAAUACUUUGUCCGUCAUUAAUUUCUCUCGAAAUGUGCAAUAAUUUCUUCUUAGAACAGACAGGAACAGUUUUCGAAACAAUUUUCAAAGAAAACCGUCACAUUUUGAAAAUUAAUGUCAGCGGAACACAGAUAAACCACUUCUCAUUUAACGCUCUCAAUGAAAUAUGUGCAAGGAACAACGAAACACUCAAAAGGAAAAAGAAACAACCAGCAAGAAACACAUAUUUACAGAUGCAAUAUGCAUCAGCAGAAUUGAAGCGGAAAAACGAGAUUUUGGAGGAAUUAAUCAAAGAAAACACGAACAAGAAAGAUAAGAUCAAAACAAUUGAAGAGAAAACUAUUAGUAUUUUGGAUGCAGAGUCAAACGAAACAUCAACAUUACACAAACAAAUUGUUGAAAAAGAACAAAAUUUGGAAUUUGAAAAAACAGAAUUUGCUUCAAAGAACGAAACAAUCGAAGCACAAUUAAUGGAAUUAAGAGAGAAAGAGAAGAAACUUAAAGCAGAUUUAGAUGAAAACAAAAAGGCAACAGAGAAAGUCCGAAAUCAAAUUGGAGAAGCAAAACAAAAAUUAGAAACUAUUCAACAAAAGAAUACAGAAAAGAAACAAAAAAUGAAGGAAGAAGUUGAUUUCUUGGAAGAAGAAGUCAAGAAACUCGAAGAAAUGAUUAAGACUGGUGAAAUUGAUAAAUUGGAAGAACUUCCUGACUUCAUAGUUUUCAGUGAAGGAAAAAUGGAAAAGAAAGUUGUGAAAAAGAAAACAACUUCAUCAGGAAAAAUACCAAAUGUUAAUUCUCAAACUUCUGUUGGUUCUGAAGCUUCUAAAUCAUCUGAAAAGAAGAAAUCGAAGAAAAGAGAUUCUACUGCAAGUCCUCCGAAAAAGAAGAAAUCUGUUUCAUCGAAGGAUGGUGACGAUGCAUCCGAAGCAAGUAAAUCUUCAAAGAAGUCUAAGAAAUAA
This is a messenger RNA of Trichomonas vaginalis G3, 2214 nucleotides long. RefSeq lists its product as uncharacterized. The coding region runs from base 1 to 2214 and encodes 737 amino acids. Gene Ontology annotation, molecular function: protein binding. The record is from RefSeq and is a predicted model, not a curated record. The transcript has a single exon. NCBI's taxonomy places the organism in Eukaryota, Parabasalia, Trichomonadida, Trichomonadidae.